AUGAACAGCCUCAUACGUUGCCGGAGUCGCACGUUGCAGAAGGUUCUCGCCAUUGUUCAAUUCGUGUUGAUGUCCAGUGCUGCUCCUGCUCUAUCCACCGCCAGUAGUGACCUUUUGUCUCGUUGCGAACGCCUCUCGAGCACCACGGCAGUGCUCGAAGCGCCUUCGGAUGCCGAGUUGCCGUCUGACGUUGCAGCCACACUAACGGCGUCGUCCGACCUGCCCUGGAACGCUCUCAACGACGCGGCAAAGGUCGGACUCCUGUGGGCACAUGGCUACGUCUUCUCAAGUGGGUCGAGCAACGGGAACAAGACGGGCCACGCCCUUCUUCAGGUCUACACCCGAUGUGCAAUAGGAGAAGCAGUCGGUGUGGCAAUGGCCGACGUGAGCGUCUCGUACGACGACUUUACCGGCCCAAAGUGGCAGUGCCACGCAGCACACUGUGGCUCGGACUACUCCCAGUCAACAACUGCCCCCUGCGUGGCCGACGUGGCACGGGCCAUUCCGUGUGCCAUCGAUGGCGCAUCAGCGGCACUGGAGACACUUCGUGACGUGUCGUUCUGGACGUCGACAGCUUCUGCUCGGACGGUGCCGUACCCACAGGCGUUCGAGCACAACAUCUCGUUGCGGGGUCAGCCCAAGACGUUGCAGCUCUACUCGAUCCACAUGCAGAACUACAAUGAAAAGGCUGAAGCUGCUGAUGGUGUGUCCUGUCGAAGUCGAAGCAGUGGCAGUAGUCGUCACGCGCUGGAUGUGGUGAUCCCGUGUCUCCGAUUACAGGACACGACGACAGGUGGGCCCCGUGCGUCAGAGUUCUGCAAGCCGACGGUCGAUGGCGCUCGAGUGCAGCGCUUCCUUACGUCCGUUCGGGCGAAGGCACAGGUCAUUCAGCAGGUGGACGAUAGCGAUGAAGGGGACACGGAAUGGGACCUGAAGCUCAAAGUUGGCAUCGGAGGGGUCGUGCUCGUAGUUGUUGGAAUUGGCGGCGUCUGUCGCUGUUGGAAGAAGAUGACGAUGUUGCAGUCAACUGGACAGCUGUCCGAGCCUUAUGUGAUGGAAACAACGCCAGCGCAGCGUCGAGGCACGUCGAGGACGGUACAAACUCAUGUUCCAGUCACCUUACAAGUUCUUGAACAAUGUGGCAAACGAGUCGAUGGCUGUAGCGCUGACCCGUUGGCUGCUCCUGCCAACAGACAGGUGCAGACAAACCCCUCCCGUAGUCGAAGGUCGUCGUGGAAUACCUUUGGCAGUGCGAGUUAUCUCGAGUCGACACCUCACGGGGAUCGGUCAUCGAUGGCAGGAACCUGCAUGGGCGCUGGCACUGGGGGGAAGUCCGUGGCCGAGUUCUGCAACGAGUCAAAGGCGCUAGCAGCCUUCAUGCAGGACCGUCAAGUCUUGACGAAGCGGAUCGCUCUGGACGAGCUCACGUUCCUGCGCAUUCUGUCCAAAGGCGCGUAUGGCGAAGUGUGGCUGGGGCAACUCGAGACGCGGCACGUGGCCAUCAAACGACUGCUGCCCGAGAAGUGUCAGCUCACAGCCAGUGUCGAGCAGUUUGCUGGCGAGAUUCAGCUCAUGGGCGUCCUGCAGCAUCGGAACAUUGUGUCGUUCAUUGGCGUGUGUUGGCAUUGGCUGCAGAACCUGUGCGCCGUCGUCGAGUACAUGAACGCAGGGGACUUGGACGAGGUGCUCACGAGAAAGCGAGCGAAGUUUUCGUGGCAGCGCGAGAAGAUCUCGAUCGCCAUGGACGUUACCGAAGGUCUGGUGUACUUGCACUGCUUGAGACCUGCGAUCGUGCACCGCGACCUCAAGCCCAAGAACGUCCUGCUGAACCGCCACUUCCAUGCCAAGCUAAGCGACUUUGGCGUCAGUCGCAAGACGCGGGUGAACGAGACCAUGACGUCCGGUGUAGGCACGUUGCUCUGGACAGCACCGGAGAUCAUUGCAGGCAAAAAGUACGCGGAGAAGGCAGACGUGUACUCGCUGGGCGUCCUGCUGUCGGAAAUGGACACUUGUGCGCCGCCGUUCUCGGACGUGACGUCGGACAAGGGCGAGCGACUGCCUGGCAUGCAGCUCGCUCAACUGGUCCGACUGGGCAAAAUCCGCGUCACCCUGCGCCCAGACUGCCCACCGACGCUGUGCAAGUUGGUGAUGGACUGCACCCAGCUGGACCCGGAUGCCCGGCCUAGCUCGAUGCAGGUGGCGUUCACGCUCAAGAGUAUCAUUGCGCCAACGCUGCGGCUGUGUUCCUCAGCAGCCACGACAGCUUCCACGUCCUGUGCCACGAUGUGCCCACCCAGCGCAAGUCAAGACACGACAACUCAGGCCCCAGAGCGCUUGUUGACUUCAGGAGAAGAGAACUGCCGUAUGGACACAGCAGUGCAGUAA
This is a messenger RNA of Hyaloperonospora brassicae, 2385 nucleotides long. The record is from the annotation of a GenBank genome assembly. NCBI's taxonomy places the organism in Eukaryota, Oomycota, Peronosporomycetes, Peronosporales, Peronosporaceae.